Phoenix dactylifera (date palm) is the source of this 2815-nucleotide messenger RNA. RefSeq names its product protein SAR DEFICIENT 1-like. Gene Ontology annotation, cellular component: nucleus. The record is from RefSeq and is a predicted model, not a curated record. Gene Ontology annotation, biological process: regulation of salicylic acid biosynthetic process. Gene Ontology annotation, molecular function: calmodulin binding; DNA-binding transcription factor activity; sequence-specific DNA binding. Lineage: Eukaryota; Viridiplantae; Streptophyta; Magnoliopsida; Arecales; Arecaceae.
AAGUAAAGGCGCUGGAAAAAACGAAAAAGCUCGAAAAGUCUCGACCAAAGCUCUCCACUUGGUGCAGUACCCGCGAACAAACGUCUUUCCUCCCCCUUUCCUCUCUUUUUACCUCGUCCCCCGAAAUUAGGGUUAGGGUUUCGGAUUCCCCACCCUCCUCUCCCUCCGCCGACGACUCCAACGAAUUUAAUUCGAUCGAGAUGGGGUCCCUUUGCUCUCGUCAAUCACCGCUCUCCCCCGUCCUUCGCCCCCUCUUCCUCCCUUCUUCCUCGCACCUUCGCCAGUACGAGUAUUCCCCGCGCACCUACCCCGCCGAUCCCUCCUUUUUCAAAGAUUUUGUUGGAAUUUGGUAUAUUGGUCGGUAUUUCGUACAUUCGAUCGAAGCUCGCAGUGAGAGAAUCUCUGGUUUGGAUGGUUCCUCGUCCCGACCGAUUCCUUCGAUAAAAGAAAGUAUUUUAUUUAUUGGCAUUUGUUUUAAAAAAAGGAUCGGAAUCGUGGCUUUAUUAGGGGCUCCGACGAGACUUUUAUCCCCCGGUCGUGCUGCUGACGAUUCGAGGAAGCUUCGUAGCUGCUUCGCAGCAAGCUAUUGUCUUGUGAUUCCAUAUAUAGUAAUGAUUCGGACAUUUAAUUGAACCACAACGGUUGAGAGUGUCGGUUUUCGGGUUAGAAAGGGCUUUUGGGAGCUUGUGGAGCUGCCUUGCUCCCUUGAUUUCCUCGUGAUGGAUCGGAAGAGGGCCUAUCCGGAGGAAGGGGAGGACGACGGAGGAUCUCUUGUUAAGGAUACAAAGCGACGGCGAACCUUUCUUAAUUCAAUGAGAGAAGUAAUGGGGGCGAAUUAUAUACAGCGGCAUUUGCCAAAGUUGGAGCCUUUUCUUCGCAAAGUGGUGCAAGAAGAGGUGCAAAAUGCUCUUUACCGAUAUGUACUCUUAGCUCCAAGACUGCCCCUAAACCAGAUCCCACCCACUGCUAGCAGGCAAUAUCGGCUGCAUUUCCAAACUAGUGUGCCUGAAACACUGUUCACAGGAAGCAGAAUAGAAGCUGAAGGCAGAAAGCCUGUUGAAAUUGUCAUCAUCGAUUCUGAAUCAAAUGAGAUUAUCACAUCUGGCCCACUAUCUGCAAUCAAGAUUGACAUUCUUGUUCUUGAUGGUGAUUUUGGUGCUGAUGGAAAAGUGGAAUGGACCGAAAAGGAGUUUGGUGACAGUAUAGUACGUGAAAGGGAGGGUAAAAGACCAUUAUUGACAGGGGACCUGGUAAUUACUCUGAGCAGUGGAGUUGGUCAUCUUGGUGAUGUCACUUUCACUGACAACUCCAGUUGGAUAAGAAGCCGAAGGUUCAGGCUUGGUGCGAGGGUUUCUCAAAGCAGAUGCACUGAAAAAGCAAGAGUUCAAGAAGCAAUAAGUAUAGCUUUUUUGGUGAAGGAUCACCGUGGAGAAUUGUAUAAAAAGCAUCAUCCUCCUUUUUUGGGGGAUGAUGUGUGGCGUCUGGAAAAGAUAGGUAAAGAUGGUGUUUUCCAUAAAAAGCUUGCUGACAAUGGGAUCAACACUGUCCAAGACUUCUUAAGGAACUUGGUUAUGGAUCAAGACAGACUACGCAGUUUCCUUGGUAGUGGGAUGUCAAACAAGAUGUGGGAUGCAACAAUUGAACAUGCUUGGGAUUGCGUUCUAGAUGACAAGAUUUACUCCUACUGCGAUGGACAGGGAAUCAUGCUUCUGUUCAACUCUGUAUAUCGGCCUGUAGGGGCAAUGCUUCACCAUAUUUUUUACCAGUUAGAUGAACUUCCUCCAACUCAUAAGGCAGUGGUGAACAAAUUAAAACAAGAUGCGUAUAGAUUCCCAAACCAUAUACUCGAGUAUCGUGAACAACUGCUUGACAAUCGACCCAGACUGUUACCUACCGUUCCAGCGUCAAGCAUGUUGGACCCACAGAUUCGCAACCUCCCUGCCACAAAUCAAGAUGAACCUUCUGAUCAAGUGUGCCUUCUGCAACGCGCUAGCUCACCAGGAAAUGAAUUCUUUGAAGAGCUAGCCCCAGGGAGAGACAUGUUUACUUCUGGGCAGUUCGCUCAUAUGGUUCAACGGCUGGAUUCCUUCCCACCAAAUAGUUUCGGCAUGAGGGAUUUCUGCGAUAUGCCGUGUGGCAAUUUCCAGAUAAGUGGGUCAGCUGGGCCUGCCGUAACAAGCGAGCAUAUGAUGGGAUAUGCUCAAGAGGUUGGUACGUUGAGCUCUUCUCCCCGUCCCUUGCUUUGGGAUCAUAGUAAUUCCUUAAUUCAGACAUCAAUUGGCGAAACAAGUAGAAGCUGUGCACCUCGCAUGUCUGCUGUUGGUGCUCCCAUUACAUCAAGCAGAUGGAUCAAGCUAAUAGCAGCUCUGAAAUGGUUAGCAAUUUCGAGGCGCAGUGCUGCCAGAAGGGCACAGUCUCUGGAUAUCGAUUACCCGGCAGCAACUAUAGGUACAUGGAUUGAUGCACGCGGAAGAGGCUGGUGAGGUGGAGGGCGUCAUGGCAAGUUCAUGCAAAACACUUUCACGUUCGUCUUGAGAGCUUUGAACCAUGCUUGAGAUGGAGCCGAAACAGAGGAACUCAGUCUCUCUCCUGCAGAGGAACCUUUCUUAGAACUGUUUGUCAUGUGGCAGUAAAUUAAUUUAUUUAACUUGUUCAGUUUCUGUAUAUUGUAUAACCGUAGUCUAGGGGAGAAGUAGUUUUAGCUUGCGACUGUUCUUGGAUCUGCACAUAAGUUGUGUGUGUCAUUCAGUAUUUAUAUGUUCAACUGCUUUUAUUUGUCAGCACACUCUUGUUGGAGCUCUUUUCGCCUUUUUCC